Molecule: messenger RNA, 979 nt
Organism: Rhopalosiphum padi (bird cherry-oat aphid)
Lineage: Eukaryota; Metazoa; Arthropoda; Insecta; Hemiptera; Aphididae
Product: pro-resilin-like
Exons: 2
Coding region: 153-503 (116 amino acids)
Cellular component (GO): extracellular matrix
Source: RefSeq, a predicted model, not a curated record
AAUGAAAUCAAUUACAAAGAUUUGAUUUCGCUGUAAACAUAUAAGGUGCUAUACAUAUUAGUUUAAUUUUUAUUAUAGUGUAUUAAUAAUUUAAUACGUUUUUCUUUUUAAAGAUUCAAGUGUUGUAUAAUUGUUAAAAAAAAUAUAUCACUAUGAUGUUUGUAAAAGAAGGGUUAUUCUGUAUUAUUCUAUUCACAUGGAUAUUCCAAAUCCAAGGUCGCCCACAAGGGGACUCCAUGAUUAAAGCCUCAGAAAAACCAGAACCAUACGAAUACCAAUACAAAGUGGAAGAUAAACCAAGUGGAAAUUACUAUGGACAAAACGAAGUUGGCAAAGAGACAGGUCGCAUAGAAGGAUCGUACUUUGUAUAUCUUCCGGAUGGUAGACUCAUGACGGUCACGUACUACGUUGAUGGAGAAAGUGGUUUUGUACCAAAAAUUACCUUCCAAGAUAAUGCUAGCCCAUUUGGAAAUAGUGAAUCAAAUUCUAUUCAGAGAAGAUAAAACAAUUUAAUAAGUAAUUUGUAUUUUUAUAUUUAAAUAUUUUCUAUAAUAAAAAAAUUUGAAAAGUCAUACAAAAUAUAUUAAUAGAUAUAAGCGACAAAACUAUAUAUUAUCUAUUAUACGUAAAUAUUUAUAACGUUAUUAAAAAUAUAUAUAAUGUUGUUAUUUUUUUUUAUUUAAUAAACUACACAAUUUAUUUUAAAAUUAUCGACACCUCAUUAUUGUACACGAUAGAAAAUGAAUCCAUCAUAAUAUUUUAUACACAUUUUACUUAUAUAAUAAUAUGCUGUUGUGUUACGUACCUAUAAUAUACAUUUAUAUAGGCAGAUAUCGUAUGCGUUUUUGAAUAUUUUUUAAUUAAUAUAAAAGUAGAUAUUAUACUAUGCUAUUUAAAUUUGAUAAUUUUUAUUAUUAAUUGUAAAGCGUAUAAUUUUGUUAAACUGUAUAAAAUUAAUAAAUGCUUAUAAUAACUGUAA